Clonostachys solani is the source of this 1938-nucleotide messenger RNA. NCBI's taxonomy places the organism in Eukaryota, Fungi, Ascomycota, Sordariomycetes, Hypocreales, Bionectriaceae. The record is from the annotation of a GenBank genome assembly.
AUGGCAACACCAGUUUCCCUCCCCGAGGUCAUCGCCUCCAUUACAUCUCAUUGGUCACCGCACCUCGUCGCCACCAUCAACAACCACCACGUCAAAGUCGCCAAAAUUGACGGUGCCUUCAUAUGGCACGCCCAUCAAAACUCCGACGAGGUCUUCUAUCUCAUUUCUGGCAAGCUCACAAUGGAGAUGGAGGAACAAGAAGCCAAAGGAGAAGCCAGAGCAGAGAUCCGCAACGUUCUGAUGAAGCCAGGCGACAUGUUCACCGUACCCAAGGGUGUUAGGCAUCGGCCUGUCGCGGAGGAUGCCGUCAUCAUGAUGAUAGAGAGGGAAGAUACGAUCAACACGGGGGAUCAGGCGGACUCUGAGAGAACAAGGGCAGUCAAGGAUGCGCGUGCUGGGCUCGACGAUGUCGCCAGUUUGAUCGGAGGACUGAGCAUCGCCGAUCACCCUAAGGUCGGCAACCGCACACACCCAACCCAGUCGACUCUCACAAUAGCGAUCCUUACCCUCAAUCACACCGCAACAGCCGCAUGCCUGCAGGCGCAAAAGGUCCUUGCUUCAGCUAGUGAUGCCCGCAUCGUUAGUAGCGGAGCUGUGGCAGAAAUUUGCUCCCUACGCAGGAGAGUCGACGAGCUUGCGAAUGCUGCCGACGCCCUUAGAGAUGCGACGGAGCGAUCAAUCGUGGAACGUAUCUGCUUGCUUGGAGGCGAAAGGGGAUAUCACACAAAAAGGCUUCUGACCUAUUUCGACAAUCAAAUCAUGGUCAUUGUCCGGGAUGUCAGCAGCUCCAAUGAUGAGACAUGUGUAUUAUGGAAGAUUAUAGAAGAGUGUUACAACCAAGCCAUUGGACCUUCCGGUAAACUACAGUCCGACGACUACUUCAUUUCAAUAGAUGAAGUAUGCCCUGAAUGGCCCUACGACCCGGAUUUCGAGAGCGAAGAAUACUAUGAGCACGAAAAUCGUCUAGAUGUCGAUGAAAACUACGCCGAGCUUUGGAGAAGGAAUGCGGAAUUACGCGAAGCCAACAGGACCAGAGAAAGGCAGGGACAAAGGCAAGGGUGGAUCGACUUUUGGGUUCGAGCAUUGAACCACUGCCCGGGUGGCCCGACACUGUUCUACCCACCAGCUGCUUCUUCCGCCGCAAGAUCUAUAGAAUGGCCAUUCAACGAUAUUCCACGGUAUCUUUUCCGGGUCUUCGACUCGACGAGCUCUGGCAGAAACGAUGAAAAUGUGGUGGCUUCAACUAUGAGCAUAUCUGGCACCCCAGAGCGCAGUAAGAUCGAUAUUUUGUCCCUGAGAACACACGACGCAUCGGAAAUGCUACAUGAUCACCUAGUUAAAAGCUUGUUCAGCGGCAAUGCAUCCGACAACCUCAUGUCUUGGAGCAGCUCUCUGAUGUUUGUGAUUCAAUAUGCGAUUUGGAGGUUCCAUAUCGGUAAAAUCUCCCCAGCUAAGGUUCGAAUUUGUGUAAUAGACACAAGCAAAUUUCCACCCGGGCAAUUUGUAAGAGAUAUGCCACUGCUCAAAGCAUUCGACAAUAAGGAACUGAGCGAGGGUCAGAAACGAUUUUCCCGGCUCCGUCUAGGAAAUCCAGAAUACGACAACGGAGAAUAUCUUUCCCAAGGAGUGGUUAAUCAUGUCGGCCGAUCAUGCACUUUCUUGUUGCAAGACUUGGUAGAAGCUGGACUCUAUGAGUUAUAUCCCGAGUUUGGAGAUGCCCAGUUCAGGGGGCUAUGGACGAACCGCGUACGAGACCUUCGCUUUUCCUGGGGCACUGAGCAGAAAACGACCCUGCAAGAGAUACUUCAUGCGUUCAACAUAGCAAGAAAUUGCUUUGGGUCAUUUAACGCGCCUCAUAUCGCGCUACUGCUGCUAACUUUUAAGAACCGCAAGCUUCGAGGGACAGGUAAGACCCGCUUCCCUACCACGGCAGUAUGA